Molecule: messenger RNA, 7424 nt
Organism: Lolium rigidum
Lineage: Eukaryota; Viridiplantae; Streptophyta; Magnoliopsida; Poales; Poaceae
Product: chromatin structure-remodeling complex protein SYD-like
Exons: 31
Coding region: 144-7316 (2390 amino acids)
Biological process (GO): positive regulation of transcription by RNA polymerase II
Cellular component (GO): nucleus
Molecular function (GO): ATP-dependent chromatin remodeler activity; histone binding; DNA binding
Source: RefSeq, a predicted model, not a curated record
CCCUGCCGCCGCGGUCCCCGGAGACCCCGCGCCGCGGCCGGCGACCGCCACCAGCUCUGCCGAGCGGCGGCUCCACGAGCUCUCCACCCAUCCCGUUCUCCCGCUAGGGUUUUCCCCGAUCCCCAAUCUCUGCAGAGUUUACAAUGGCUUCAUCACAACAUGUUGAAGUGGAGGCUGCGAAGCUACUUCAGAAGCUCAUUCAGGAGUCCAAGGAUGAGCCCGCCAAAUUAGCAACUAAACUUUAUGUGAUAUGUCAACAUAUGAAGUUAAGUGGAAAAGAGCAGUCUUUGCCAUAUCAGGUCAUAUCUAGGGCCAUGGAGACUGUUGUAAACCAACAUGGAAUUGAUAUGGACGCACUGCGAUCAUCACGAGUUCCAUUUGCUGGCGGUCCGCAAGCAGUAGAUUCUAGCGGUGUUCUGUCAAAGGACAAGGAGAUCAUUGGUAGUCAGUCUCCCAUGGUUGGAAGUGAUGCAUCCCAGGGUAGCGGGCAAGCUGCACCAUGGCAGUUUCCAUCAGGGAGGGUUCCAACAGGACAAAAUAGAGGCGAUGUCGCAGGAUCUGAUAUUCAUCAAGGCUCCAUGUCGCAAAAGAGUGGUAGGUCCUCUGGAAUUGAAAGCCCAGCAAGUCUGCAAAUGGAGGACACUAGAUCUAUGAACUCGCAUGAUUCUUUGAAAUCUGAUGAAAAAACAAGCAAGAAAGCUUCCUCAUCCAAGCGAAAAAGGAUGGAUUCAAAAGCAACAGGGGAUAUGCAAUCUGAAGACAACUCAAAAUCAGAUGCUAUCUCUAGUGGACAAAAUAUUAGAAAAAAGAAACAACUUGGCAAAGGUGGUACACAAGGCCAGCCUUCCAAGGGAGUCGAGCCUGAGCAAUCACAUUUACUGCACGGUGCUACUGCUCAGGUGCCACCCUUACCUGGUGGUGCAUCUUUUAUCAGGGCUCACCAGGAAAGUUCACCAGCUUCUGCUAGGAGGAGUAUUGACAGUACUAAACCAUCAAAUCCAUUCGCAAUGUCACAAGUUCCAAAUUUUGCUGAAGGGCUGGCUUCUGGUAGUAUCCCCGCCGAGUUGCAAAAAAGUAUACUGGGAGGUGCAAAUAUGUUUAAUUCUGGUUUUGGCUGGAACCAAAAUCCACAAGGUUCAGUCAUUAAGAACACUCAAGGGCCUGUUGCCACCUUAAUGCGGCCAGGAGUUAAUGUGGAAGGGAAAAUUAAUGUAGGGUUACAAGGAGCUUUUAACCCUACUCCUGCAUCACAAAUGGAUUUCCCCGCUAUCUCUCCUUACAUGUCUUCAUCCUUUGGAGGUGGCUCACAGUUUCUGGACAAGGGCAAGGACUUGGCUUCUGGAAAUACUGGCACUGAACUUCAUUCUGCUGCUAAAGUUGGAGUUAAUAUGGGUAUCACACAUGGCAGUCCAAUGCAAGAAAGGCAAUAUAUUAACAGAGCACCACCGAGGGUAGAAUCAUCUUCGCAAGAAGGCAGACUGUCUUCACUCCCAAAUAGAAAUGUUGGGCCAUAUCAAACAUCUCGCAUCUCUCCAAACACGCCAUUCAAAGAACAACAGUUAAAGCAGCUCAGAGCACAGUGCUUAGUAUUUCUUGCAUUCAGAAACAAUAUGCCACCUAGAAAGGUGCAUCUUGAAAUUGCCUUAGGUAUAUGCCCCCCUGCAGAAGGUGGUGGCAUAGGUCAGAGAGGCAAUGAGAGCAGAGUAGCUGAUGGUUCUGCAAGGGAAAAUGGAAACAGUCAGGAAAUCUCUGCUACUUUUGGUAGCCAAAGUGAUCUGUCUAGACUUCCAUCCACAUCUGCAGGCAGUAUUGCAGAGGCUGAUUCCUCAAUGAAGGACUCAGAAAUUAUUAAAAAGGAGAUCAACAUAGCUGAACAUGAGAAGUCAUCAACAGAAGGAGAAAAUAUCCAGCACACUGUCGCACAUGGACCCGGUUCUGGUUCCGUAAUGCGUCCCCAAGAAAUAGUAUCUCCCGUGCCAUCUGGACCACAACAGUCAUACUUCCAGGGAGAUAAAAGAAGAAAUAUCCCUGAAAUCCACAGGACUGAUGAAGAAAAUUUGAACAGCAAUUUUAGUUCCGGAGCCCAGGGACCAUCUUCUUUGGGUGGUAAUAGACAACAUCCAAAUUUGGAAGCUGCCUUUUUGCCCAAAGAUCGAUUACAGGAUGAAGCAUCUAAACAAUCAUUUCCACCUCCGAGGCUUCAUCAUAUGCCUGAUGGUUACAACUCCAAUUUAUUAGGAAAGGAUCAAACUCCAGAAACAGACAGAAAUGGGGUCGAACAGGGUAUUCACAUGGGGGAGAUAUCUGAUCGAUCUGCCGAUGAAGGAGAUGAUGAUCUCUCUGAGCAUGAUGGUUUUGCAUCAACUCCUCCAAAGUACACUGUAACUGAGAAAUGGAUCUUGGAUUAUCAAAAGAGAAAAUAUGAAGAAAAUGAAAAAAAAGUAUUAGGGCAGCAGAAGGUGCACAAAAGGAUGGCAGCAUCCUAUCACAAGCUAAAGGAAAAUGUCAGUUCAUCUGGAGAUCUUACUGCGAAGACAAAGAGCGUCAUUGAAUUGAAAAAGCUUCAACUUCUCGCACUUCAGCGUCGUGUGCGCAGUGAUUUCUUGUUAGACUUCUUCAAGCCUAACACAGCUGAGUUGGAGCGUGUAAAAGCAGUAAAGAAGCACCGGCAUGGACGCCGUGUGAAGCAGCUUGAAAAAAUUGAACAGAAAAUGAAGGAGGAAAGGCAAAAAAGAAUACGCGAGAGACAAAAAGAGUUCUUUGCUGAUAUAGAGUCUCACAGAGAAAAACUGGAGGAUAGUUUCAAGGCUAAAAGAGAGCGUCUAAAGGGUUUCAAUCGAUAUGUAAAAGAGUUCCAUAAGAGGAAAGAGCGAAUUCAUCGGGAGAAGCUGGAUAGGAUCCAGAGGGAAAAAAUUAACUUGCUUAAGAACAAUGAUGUUGAAGGGUAUCUUAGGAUGGUCAAGGAUGCAAAAUCUGACCGUGUUAAGCAACUACUGCGAGAAACUGAGAAAUAUCUACAGAAGCUUGGCGCCAAACUACGGGGUGACAGCUCCAUGGAUGGUCGUUCCUAUGUUUCUGGUAAGAGCGUCACUGCAAAUGAUGUUGAAGAUGAGAACUACCAGCCACAGAAUUAUCUUGAGAGCAAUGAGAAGUACUAUCAGUUGGCCCACAGUGUAAAGGAGAUUGUAAAUGACCAGCCUUCUUAUCUUCAGGGUGGGACAUUGCGGGAGUACCAGAUGAACGGUUUGCGUUGGCUUGUUUCGCUGUACAAUAAUAAUUUGAAUGGAAUUUUAGCUGAUGAGAUGGGGCUUGGUAAAACAGUUCAGGUAAUCUCUUUGCUGUGCUAUCUUAUGGAAACGAAAAAUGACCGGGGUCCAUUUCUCGUGGUGGUACCAUCAUCUGUUCUUUCUGGAUGGAUAUCUGAACUCAACUUCUGGGCACCUAGUAUAAACAAAGUUGCUUAUUUUGGUCCUCCAGAAGAAAGGCGCAGAUUGUUCAAGGAGAUGAUUGUUCAACAGAAGUUCAAUGUUCUUCUGACAACAUAUGAGUACUUGAUGAACAAACAUGAUAGGCCAAAACUAAGUAAAAUACAGUGGCACUAUAUAAUAAUUGAUGAAGGGCACCGCAUAAAGAAUGCGUCUUGUAAGCUCAACGCUGAUCUGAAGCUUUAUCGGAGUUCCCAUCGGAUAUUGUUAACAGGAACACCUCUGCAGAAUAAUCUUGAGGAGCUCUGGGCACUUUUGAACUUUCUUUUACCCAAUAUAUUUAACUCAUCAGAAGACUUCUCUCAGUGGUUUAACAAACCAUUUGAAAGCAAUGCUGAUAACUCAGCAGAUGAGGCCUUACUUUCAGAGGAGGAAAACUUGCUGAUCAUAAACCGCCUUCACCAAGUUCUUCGGCCCUUUGUACUCCGAAGACUUAAGCAUAAGGUUGAAAGUGAAUUGCCAGGGAAGAUUGAAAGACUUGUAAGGUGUGAGGCAUCAGCUUAUCAGAAACUUCUGAUUACAAGGGUGGAGGACAACCUUGGUGGAAUUGGAGCAGUUAAGGUCCGCUCGGUGCACAACUCUGUCAUGGAAAUGAGGAACAUAUGCAACCAUCCAUACCUUAGCCAGCUUCAUGUUGAGGAGAUUGAGGGUUAUCUGCCUAGGCACUACUUGCCAUCUAUUGUGAGGCUGUGUGGAAAACUUGAGAUGCUGGACAGAUUGCUACCCAAACUCAAGGCUACUGGCCAUAGGGUUCUACUCUUUUCUACAAUGACAAGAUUGCUAGAUGUAAUGGAGGAUUAUCUGGUAUGGAAAAAGUACAAGUACCUUCGAUUAGAUGGACACACAUCUGGGCAUGAAAGGGGAGCUCUUAUUGAUAAAUUUAAUGAUCCUAAUUCUCCAGCUUUCAUUUUUCUACUAAGUAUCCGAGCAGGAGGUGUUGGUGUCAAUCUCCAAGCAGCUGAUACCGUCAUCAUAUUUGACACUGAUUGGAAUCCUCAGGUUGACCUGCAAGCACAGGCUAGAGCCCACAGAAUUGGUCAAAAGAAGGAGGUUCUUGUCUUACGUUUAGAAACAGUACGAACUGUAGAAGAGCAAGUCAGGGCUUCAGCAGAACAUAAAUUAGGUGUUGCUAAUCAGAGUAUAACUGCUGGAUUUUUUGACAACAAUACAAGUGCUGAAGAUCGGAAGGAGUAUCUCGAGUCACUCCUACGUGAGUGUAAAAAGGAAGAAUCAGCUCCAGUGUUAGAUGAUGAUGCUCUAAAUAAUAUUCUUGCCCGCAGCGAAGACGAGAUUGACAUAUUUGAAGCUAUUGACAAGCAAAGACUAGAUGAAGAAACGGCGGUAUGGCUAAAGGUUGUUCAAGAUGGUUCAGUUAGUGGACUAGACCCCUCAGUAAUGCCCUCCCGUCUUGUGUCGGAUGAUGAUCUCAAGUCCUUCUGCCAUGCUAUGAAGAUCUACGAGUCGUCAAACGUGAAAAGUGUGAAGGUAAAUGUGAGGAGGAAGGGCGAGCUUGGUGGGCUUGAUACAAAGCAUUAUGGAAGGGGAAAACGUGCUCGUGAGGUCCGAUCUUAUGAGGAUCAAUGGACUGAAGAAGAAUUUGAGAAACUUUGUCAGGCUGAAACUCCUGAUUCGCCUCAACCUGGCAAUGUAUUGAAGGAUUUAGAUAUCUCUAAAGUGAGUAAGUUGGAAGUACCUGCAGAAAGUUCAAUAGAUCCAGUCGAAGCCAAAAUAGAUCCAGUCGAAGCCAAAAUAGAUCCAGUCGAAGCCAAAAUAGAUCCAGUUGAAGCCAAAAUGGACCCAGUCCCAGCUGUUCCAGACUCUUCACCAGCUAAGCGCCGAAGAGGUAGACCUAAAAGGUCAGACGUUUCAGUAUCUCCUGUUACGUCCCCAGCAAAGGCUGUCCGACAAGAGGCAGGAUCUACAUUCAGCAGUUCCGCACCAGCAAGUACCAUUGAUUCUUCAGCACCAACUGCUACCAUCAAUUCUUCUGGCCCAGAUGUUACCAUCCAUUCUGCUCAACCAGUCAGUGCUAUCCGACAAGAGAUUGGUACGGAAUUUCAGGGUACUGCUUUUGUUUCUGCUGUCCCAACUGCUACCAUGAAACCCGAGAUUGGUACUGAAGUUAAGGACUGUGUUGUUUUGGAAGGGUCUAUAGCAAGGGCGGCUGCUACAUCUGUAGAGAGUGGUCACGACAUGGUAGCUGCUAGCGUAUCAUCUCAUCCACCAGCUCCUCCUGCAUCAAGAGGCAGAAAGACACAAGCAGGUGAAAUCCCUCGCAGAAGAGGCCGAAGACCGAAAUCUCUCACCUCAUCUAGUGCUGUUGAUGUUAGUGCAAUCCCUGUGGUUGCAAUUAGUAGUGGAGCUAGUUCUGUUGAUUCUCCAUACCCUCAAGGAGCUAUGUCCUCAGCACAUGCAAGUGGUGUAUCAAGUUUUCAGAAGGAUAUGGUCACAGAUAGGCCUGUUACAUUGUUGCCACAAGGAGUUAAGGGCAUCGCCACCCCUGAAGGUAUCCCACGUGCUGCGGAAGAUAUACACGCUGCAAUUGCGGUGACUUCAGAAAAUGCAAGCUCACUGCCGCCAAAGAUCGUUCACAAUGAAAAUAUUGGAUCUGUUCAAGCAAGCUCUGAGCAAGUUCCUUCUGCAUCACUUAAUAUGCCUGUGGUUUCAGCUGGAAUAUUGAAAGCAUCACAUGUUCUGUUAGCGGAUAAGCCUGCUGAGAAGCAAGGUGCUUCACGUCGUCGCAGAAAGAAAGAGUCUGGAAGUGAGGAUACUGGAGUAAGCACUCGGCAAAGAUCAGCUAUGAAGAAAUCUUAUGGUACUCCUGGUGCCACUCCCAAUGUUGGUGCUGACAUUAGCACAGCUGACGAGCUAAGAAUAGUGAAGGGAAGAGAUGGCAGUUCACUUCAAGACACUUCCAAGGAAUUACUAGAUAUGAACUCUUCUCCAUAUGACAAGUCUGGAUACGACUCUCAACCAAGAACACCUAUAGCAGUUCCCAUUAGUGAAGCUACACUUCCUGGUGGUUUUGAUGAUGCCCAUAUUGAACAUUCUGAUAUAAAUCCUAGGAUAUCCACCAAUUCUAAUGUCCAAGAUAAACCAGUAAAGCUACCUUUAGGAGCACAUCCCGCCGUAGCCGCACAAGCUCAAGUGCCAUGUAAAACAGGAAACGACCAUGUUGCAGCGUAUUCUGAGGUCACUACUAUUCAUUCUGGAACGGUGACUGACAAAUCAUUGCUAAAUCCUGUUAGUGAAUCCUCAAAUGUUCAAUUUGAACCACCUGAUUCUUCACUUCAUUCAGUUAAGGGCGUCAAUGCAGUGCCUUUAGACGUUUCUAGUGUUGCUCCUAAUAAGGCACCGGGCAGGAGGAGGAAAGGGUCUGCCUGCGAACCACGCACCAGAAGUAAAUCUGCAACAGCUGCAUGUGAACGGCGUGCUCGACUAGCUGGAUCAAAGCAGACAGGCGAUGCGAAAAAUUUAGAAAUAUUGGCAAACCCAAGCACAACGGUUUCUGUUUCUUCAGUUGAGCAACAGGGAACAGCCCCAGCAGAGCUUCUCAUCUCUUCUGUCUGUCAAGAACAGAAGAAGGGUGCUUCUGUCGAUGUGACUAGUUGUAAGCAAGAUACUAUGAUAGUUGAAGCACUGCAGACUGAUGAUAUUUCUGGAGGCUCUGCUAGUCACCUGCAUGCUGCUUUACAAGGGAGUUCAGAGAACAGUUGCUCACAAAAUCUGUUGGCAUCUGGGAACAAAACAGAGGAAAUGGAAGGAACUCUGGAUAAGAAUCAGGAGAAAAAGAUCACCCAGAAACAGAAAAGAAAGACUCUACUAUGUUGAUGUUAGCAGACCGCCAAACCCCUUUUGAUGCCUCAGAUAAGGAUACUAAGGACACUCUUGCUCCCACAGAAGCUGAUGCCAGUGAUCUGCAUAGUGACGUUGCUUCUG